CUACGAGCGACGGAUCGAUGCAUCCCUACACGCUUUAAUGCAGCCUUUCUUUCUGUCCCUUAAAAAGCCGCCCAGCCAGCGGCCGAGAGAUCGAAGCUAGUAUUCUCCAUUCCAUUCCACACUCGCAUGUGCUGCACGCCGCCUCGCCAUUCACGCUGCUUCGUCUUUAGGUAGCCACCUCUCGUGUCCAUGUCGUCGUCCUCGUCUCGCCCUCCGACGACGCCGAGGGGCGGUGCAGCGGCGGCGGCGGGAUGCGCGGACCCGAACACGACGUUCGUGCAGGCCGACCCGGCGACCUUCCGCGCGCUCGUGCAGAGGCUCACUGGCGCGCCUGGGGGAGCGCCGGCGGCGUCGGUCGAGAAGCAGCAGGUUUCUGGCACUAUCUUCCCGGCGGUGCCGCUGCCUUUGAGGCGGCCGAAGCUGCAGGAGAGGCGGCGCGCGGCGCCGGCCAGGCUGGAGCUCGCGCGGCCGCAGCCGUUCUACUACCACCCUCAUCAUCACAACCACCACCACCACCACCACGGCAUCAUGCAGUACUCGCCGGUGUCGACCAUGGACUACGCCCACGCCCUGGCGGCCUCCUCCUCCGCCUCUUCGCCGUCACCAUCGCCCCCCUCGUCGUGCUCCUGCGGGGUGGUCAUAAGCAAGGAGGAGGAGGAGAGGGAGGAGAAGGCCAUCGCCUCCAAGGCCUUCUACCUGCACUCCUCGCCCAGGAGCUCCGUGGUCGCCGGAGGCGACUCCGGGAGGCCCAAGCUGCUGCCGCUGUUCCCCGUCCACUCCCCACGGAGCUCCUCCUUCGCCUAGCUUAGCGAAUAAUUAGCCGUUACGUCUCUAGCUAGCUAGUCAACCUCCAUUAAUCCCCACGAUAUGCUACGUUUAAUCCUCUGUACCGCCUAGCUAAUUCGCAUUAGAUCAUCCAUGACCAUGAGACCAUGAAUAGUGUUACUUCUUGAUUAAUUAUGUGUAAUUUCGUUGCUUGA
Molecule: messenger RNA, 980 nt
Organism: Lolium perenne
Lineage: Eukaryota; Viridiplantae; Streptophyta; Magnoliopsida; Poales; Poaceae
Product: VQ motif-containing protein 11-like
Source: RefSeq, a predicted model, not a curated record